Molecule: messenger RNA, 28087 nt
Organism: Porites lobata
Lineage: Eukaryota; Metazoa; Cnidaria; Anthozoa; Scleractinia; Poritidae
Source: the annotation of a GenBank genome assembly
AUGUUGUUAAUCACACAGUGGGUUUUCCUUCUCUGUUCAUUUGCAGUGAAGUCUUCCUCGGCCAAUCUUGCUGCAGACCAUUCGUUUUUUUCUCCUCUUGACGAAAACCAAAAUGUCAAGCUGUACUGGAAUGUGAGCAUUGCAAAAAAGGAAAUUAUCUUCACUGUUGAGGCGAAGGCGACAGGAUGGGUAGGAUUUGGCAUCUCCAGCGGUCAAGGCAAAAUGCAAGGAGCAGAUAUUGUAAUAGGAUGGGUGAAAGACGGACAGACGUACUUCAAGGCAAGUAAAACUGUCUCAGUCCAAGUCAUGUAGAAUGAUUCGGCUACUUAUAGGUAGGCACACAUCGAGUUUACAGAGAUAUUUUACCCAACAGUAAUCAUUUGAAUUCUUAACAGUCCUAGCAACUGAAAUUGUACGCCAAUCUAAUCACUUUGCAUGGAUUGUUCAGCAAAAACGAGCGCGCACUAUCACUGGUAUACAAGCUCAAUAUAGCCAUAAAACAGUGUUCAGUAUAAUGAACUCUAGCCCUUAGCUUCUUAAUAAUUUAUCCUUAAUUCCUCAUUGUGCUCAUAUUUGGGGGAAUUAAGUAAAAAAAAAAAAAAACUCACUAACCCACUAAAAGAUAGCUUGUAACUUUAUUCUCUUAAGCCCCAAAUAUACCAUUGAAGUCUGGUUCUGCUGUGAUCACAGGCUUCACCGUAACGGAGUGAUUAAAGCUUAAACCAUGAAACAAAUCCAAUGCUGAGUCAUCGCUAAUUAAAGUCGAAAGAAAACAAAAGGGUUAGUUGUCUCGUGCCUAAUUUCCAUUUAAUAAUAAUAAUAAUAAUAACAAUAGUAAUAAUAAUAAUGAUGAUUUAGAGGUUCAUUAAUUGAAAAUAAAGACACUCUUUGAUCUGCUAAUUUCAAAUAACUACUUAGUUUAGCCAGCGACUACUAUAGCGUUGUAUAAAUACACAUAAACAACUAAUUCAUUCAUGAUACAUACAAUACAAUUAUGAAGACUGUAGCAGUGAAAUAAAGCAAGCAUGACUGACUUACAGCCACCGCCGCUCAGCUAGGAAUAUAAUAGACCAUGUUUUUUAAUAUUGACGUUCUUGGUGCGGUUUAUGAAAACUCCAUUUUAGGGCAUAUCGAGCAAGCCAUCAUAAAUGUACUCGAUCGGCGUACGCAAAAAGUUUUGAAAAAUGCUUGGUUGGUGAAUAUUUAAUAUAUACACACUCAGUGUUCUUGGUAUUUAAAUCAAUCGGAUUGGCUCGCUACCUCGGACUAUUAAGCAAUUAUUUAAUGAGGCUUAGUAUGAUGUGAAGAAUUGCAUGAAGUUAAUUUAUGACAACGGAAAAUGAAAGCAAACGUUUGCGUGAAUUCUUCUUUGCAAGUAUUAAAACAGGAAAAAGAAUAGUACAAAAAACGUUGCCUGACCUCGAGGAAACGGUCCGCUACUGUCAGCACUUGAGAAAGAAACCUUUUUCACUAUCUUGGUAAGUUGACAAAAAAAAAAAAUUAAAACAAGGCUCUACUUCGUCUCAGGAAGAAAGCAAUUUAAACUUUUGACUCCUUCAUUUAAAACUAUCACGCUAUUGUUUGCGAAAGGAUUGAAAGUGCGAUUUGCUUUGUUUGUUUAAGAGUGUCUAAUUGUCACGGGUCGCGGGUCCAGAAAAUUGUCGCGGGUUCAAAAAUAAGCGGAUCUUUAAUUGUUUUGACUGAAUAACAAAUUUUAAGAUUAUUCUAACUGAUGACACUGAUUCAAAUUGUAAUUGAUAAAAUUUUGUAUACGUUCAUUCCUAUCUUUUGUAGACUAAUUAUAGGUCAACAAAAUUACAAACUGGAGAACCAUUAUCUUUGAAAGCAAUUGUGACAGCUCUGAUUCUAGCUGGUGGUUUUAAAUUGGUCCAAUGUGGUACCUAAUUUAUGCUUUGUUUUUGCGGACAAAAAUAAAACCUCGUUUCUGUGACGAAAUUUUGUUCUUAAGGAACAUAAAGCCCUUUAAUGGUGACAGUAACUUCAUCGUCAUUUUGUACUUUUCUACAAGUCUGGCAUCUUGGUACUUAUCCUCUUUGCUUUUUCAUUUUUUCUAAAGUCCAGACCUGUUCGUUUUUAUUUCGAGGGUCAUUUAAAAGAAGAUCCUGUAUUAUUUCUCUACUAGUUUUUUUCUGUGGCCUUUUUAAAUGCAAGGCUCUGCGGUAUGACUUUUGCCCACGUAAUGUUUACUAUUGCUACAUGCAUGCAUAUUUUUACUCAUGAAUUGAACCGUCAAUCACAAUAAUAGAGGUUUAAUGGUUCUCAUUCUGAUUCCGUUGAGAUCCCAAAUUAGAAACCACAAAAGUUAAGGGCCACACUAACCACAUUGAGCUGGUCAAAAUCUCAUGCAGUAGACUCUUGUGAUAAAUAUUUUCAAGUGCAUUACACUCCUGAAUUACAAACGUGUUACGUGUAAACAAGAGAUUCCUUCUAGAACUGGUAUAUUUGCUUGUAACCGGUCCUAUCCUUCUCUCUUGACGCGUAAAAAGGUCCUUAAAAACACUGUUGAACUUUUAGCCUUUUGAUUUAUGACUAUAAUGCGAAAUUUAACAGCGUCCACUGGACUAUUUCGGGUGGAAAUUGAAUUCAAUUUUUCACUUUCAUGGUUAAUAAAUUGUGUUCAGAGUUGUCAGUCAGGCGUGAGAAAAUGUCUUGUAUGUGAGUGAUCGAUGGUUUCGAUUCCGUUGGAGUGUGACUCACCCAUUAAGACCCUGUUUACAUGGAGUGGGGGACCCUGGUCUAGUGGGGUAAGUUUCUUUUGCUUUGUGUCCCGCAGAGCGUGAAAACAAAAGAAACCAACCCCACUAGACCUGGGUCCCCCACUCCAUGUAAACAGGCCCUAAGUCGGCAUGUGAGUUGGCAGGUCACGUCGGAAUGACCUAUGCACUCAUACAACCUACAAACCUGCAUGAAUCUGAAAACGCUUUUGUCGCACCCUACAGGAUCGACAUGCAGAUGGUCGCGUGAUGCCAAAAAUCGAUUCGCAGCAGGAUUGCGAGUUGAUAUCUCUUGAGGAAGACAAUGGAAAAACCACAAUGAAAUUUAAAAGAAAACUGGACACAUGCGAUCCUCAAGACAAUAAAAUUGAGGUACGUGCAUACUAGACAUUUGUCAGCUUCUUAACGAUUAAUGUUAAAAUUUAAUUGUAUAAACCAAAAUUUCAAUAAAAGAGAUUUAAAAGCCGUGACGUGCGCGUUGCCCUGAAUCUUUACAGGGCGGCAUAUUUGGUUUAUCGCAUGUGUAUUAUUUAAGACCCUUAACCCUUUUCGGACGGCUAGGGUCGUAUACGACCCAUGUAAAAAGAUGUUAAUACAUUUCGCCCUCACUUUAAGUCAACAACGUCAGAAAAGAUAUAUCUUUCUAGCGAUACCUCGUUUUGGAUAUUUUGACCAAUCCUGACAUAGUUACACUCACAAAAAAAGGUAACAUCUUGGGGAAAAUUUCACUGCCAAUUUCGCUGCUUACAUACUACUCUUUGAAAAUUAAAUUUGUCCCUUUCCUAAAAAGCUAGCAAGCCACAAUUCCAUGCAAAAGAAAGACGAUAAAGUGGGCAACAAAACCACCGAUAAAAAAAAGAAAAGAAGGAAAAAAAGAGAGCGAGAGAGAAAGAUUGAAAUGGAUUCGCAAAAAAGGUCCACAUUUUGGCUUUUGCGCAUGCGUGAAAAACCAAAAAGAUCUUUAAUUACGCCAGGUCAGUCAGAAAAUAACCUUUUUUCUUGCAAAACUCGUUUUUAUCCAUUCUUAUGCUAAUUAACCGAAAACCAGUCCAAAGAAGAGGAAUUGGUCAAAAAUAAGUUUUUUUCGCUACUCACCGGCCGUCGCCAAAGGGUUAAAGACGACAAAUAGAUUAGAUAAAUAAUUAGAAAGCAGGCGAUGCGAAUUUUGAACGUGGGCGUCUCUAAACCUAGUUUUUUACUUCCUCAACAAGUUUCGUACGCUAACAGUGAUUCCUUCUCCUUAGCCACUAAACCUGAUAAACUGACAGUGACGCUGCUGUUUACUAAGUGAUUAGAAUGGUGGCUGAGACUUUGACAACACUUUCAAUUUUCAGGCAGGUACAAUGAAAGUGAUCUAUGCUUACCACCCAGAAGAUCCAGUCUCAGAAAAUUCCAUUCUACAACACAGCCUUGGAAACCGUGGGCAAAGGAGUGUGUAUCUGCUAAACAACGCCAACAAAGAACCAACUCUGCCACCUGAUACUAAAACCUUUGAUAUAAGGCACAAUAUGGUAAUACUUUGUGUCGUUUUAGUUUUAUUCAGAAUAGCGUGGUAAACUUUUCAUAAAGAAAGCGUGAAAAAAUUGAAGAUAAGAAUAGGCUGUUUAACGACGUUUAAAUAUUACCUAAAGGUGGCUCCGACACAGUUUCUCUGAGAUAGAGUUGCAGACUCUAGGAAAUUUCCCUGACGCAAUUCUUUUCGGGCGCACAAAAGUCUGACGUGAUGUAAAGAGUAAUAAAAACUAGAAAUACUUAAUUCCUUUACUGUUAACCCCUUUACCAUAAGAAUAUUUGCAUUCAAUGAGCUUUUCAAGAAAAAAAUGUGAGGACAAGCUCAUAAAAAUGCCCAGAAGUUGUCAGUCGAAAUCUAUUCUGUUUUCGUCGCUUUUGUCAUAACGCACGAGUGAUCUCAGCGCGCAAACAUGGGUUAUCUGAGUUUUAAAGAUAUACAUUAUUAUUGUUUUGUCUUUUAGACUGUCAUUCCUAAAGAUGGAACUAGCUACAUUUGUAAAGUAUUUGAAAUCCCUAAACUCAAUGAAACCCAUCAUAUCGUUAAGGUGAGAUUCUACGCGAAAUGAAGGAGAAGGAAAAUGAUAAUAAUAACAACAACAACAAUAUUGAUAAUAAUAAUAAUGAUGAUGAUAAUAAUAAUAAUAAGGGUUUAUUACAAAUCACGAGCUAGGACCCUACUGUGGAUUACUGUGUUUACAAAAUAAGGUAAAGGUAAUGAUAUUCGACUACAAACUGCAAAAUAUACAAUCCGUUGACUUACUUUGAUUUGUAAACUUAGAUUGAACCUGUCAUUCAAGCGGGCCACGAGGGUGUGGCUCACCACAUACUGGUGUACGAUUGCAGUGAUAACUUUCCAAAGCACCUAUUGAACUAUACUGGUAGAUGUUAUGCUUCCAACAUGCCUCCUCAAAUUAGAGAAUGUACUGGACUCUUAACCAUUGCUGGCUGGGCUAUAGGUGGUAAAGUAAGUAGCUAUAUAAUGACUGAUGAUAAAAUAUUAAUAUUAAAGACUUAGAUGCGGCGAUCAUGUUUUCAACGAAUGUUACGAAUAAACAAACAGAAAACAAUAAACAGACAAAUUGUUUCGAAAACCCAUAAGUUUACCGUUAAAAGCAAUUCACGUAACACUGACUGGAUCGUCAGAAUCCAUUUCCACAAGUAAAAUCGGCUGAGCACAUGAGACAAUUAACACUAAAAUGAUCUGUCUCAGAUCGGGCGCAUUUCCCAAUUUUUCUUGAAAACUCUAUCAAAAAUAUAUAAAACCUCUAUGAAACAUUUAUAAAUACAUAAAUUUCCUUUCAUCAUCUUACUUUCCUUGAGCAUAAUGUGUAAAUUGAAAGUUUUAAAUUACCUGAAAAUUUUGUUAAACGGUUGCUUACUUGAUCGCAGUUCAGAAAAGGACAAGCGCUCCGCCGUGAAAGAAACAGGGUCGAAGUCCUCGAAGGUAAAAUUUCGCAGCUUAAGACUUUUCUGUGUCCCCCAAAAGAAAGAAAAAAAAACUUUUACAUGUCGCACGUCUAAUCAAAACUGCCAUACGUGUGUUCGCGUACCGUUCUGAAUAAAUUAAAAAAUCUACACUCACACACACAAAAAAGAUUCCUUUCCGACUUCGUCGGCGCCGUAUGCAACGUUUCUGCAAAGCUUGCCAUAUCAUUUUGUUUGUAGUCACCAUGCUGGUUUUGCUGAAUGAGAACAGAAGUUGCAGAUAACUGGUUUGUCGAGGCAGAUAAGUUUGCAGCUAGUAGCCUGAGGAUCGAUGAUCUUUGUUGGUCAAAGAGGCGGCAAACACAUUUUGCUGAUUUCGGCGAGAGGCUUUGCGAUAUCGUGAAGGAAUGUAAACAUCCUUGUCUUAUUUCGUCGUUGGUCGAUGUUUUCAAGCCAUACCGCUUAUAACUUUGUGGCUCUUUAUGUUUUCCCAGGGUUGCAUUUUAUUAUUUGCAUAAUUACCUUAUCUUUUUUUCUACGAAACGAUUUCUUUCGGUUGUAGACAUACACGUAUAAGCGUUGCAAGCUCAAAGCUUGAAUUCUCUGAUUCCAUAUUUGGGCAAAAUAAUUUCCCGCCCUUCUGAUUGGACGGGUGCGUCGGCUAAAAAACCCGAGCAUGGUUCUAAACAGACAAGGGGAAUUUAGAUACUUCGGGGUUAUAUGCUUCUGGUAAUAUACAACGUAGAAGAAUAAUAACAGUGAGCAGAUACUCACUGUCAUUAGCCAUCAGAAAGCUCAAGGCUUGUACAAAAAAGUCCCCCCCCCCCAUUUGAUCACUGGUUGAAAUAAUUUAGGACUGGGAGACAGAAGGAUACAACAGACUUCAGUCUGUUUCAAAGGUACGAGAAGGAAAGUUAUGAAGAUGCAUUUAAAAUAUUAAGCAAAACUUCUUUAUUUUAUUUAUUUUAUUUACCAAUUAGGUCUGUCGCUCAAUACUGAGCAUUUUAGACCGCUUUAAGAAUGAAAACAAAAGUGUCUGAAAUGACGCUUUUAAGCGCAAAGUAAUGAAGUAUUAAUAAAUGUUUAAAAUUGCAUUUUUAAAAGCAGUCAGUGAAUUGGGCAAUGCUGUUUCCCUUGGGAGUUGAUUCCAUUCUGUAGUUGUCUUUGGUAGAAGGGAUACUUGGGCUGUCGGCUAUGUGUAAGAGUAAUCUUUGGAGCGAGUUAAGUACGAAUGACCAGUCGAUUGUAGUUUGGCAUCUCAGUGAGAGACUAGCCUGUAUCGCAUUUUAUACAACAUGCUAUGGUUCGCUUAUGGUUGGUUCGCGUGCCAUGGUUCGCCUACUUUUUAGUGUCUUCCAAUUUAGGGUUGAAAGCAUUUCGAUGGCAGUAUCUGUCGAAGCGAUUUAAAACAAAGCGUGCAGCUCUCGUUUGGACCAUCUCAACUGUGUUACUUGUGUUUUUAGCUGUAGUGGAUCCCACACAGACGAACAGUAUUCCAGAGUUGGGCGUACUAGGGCCUGUAUGCCGUUUCCUUAGUCCUAGGUCACAGGGCAAUGUAAAUCCGCUUUAGAAAGUCUAGAGUUUUGUUGGCUUUGUUGGAGAUGGUUUUUAUAUGUUCGUUCCAACGGAUGUCGUCAGAUUAUAGGUAGACACCAAGCCGGUAUUUGUCAGAAUGCAGUAAUUCCAAGACUUGUCCUUUAAGCUUAUAGACAUGAACAUAUGUAUUACACUUUCUCGUGAUGCGUAAAACGUUACACUUGAAGUAUUGAACCCCAUCUUUCAAUCAGAUUCCCACUUUUCCAGAUUAAGGAGACCUUCAAGUUGUAACUGGAUACAACGAUCCGUGGAUUUGAUGGCUAAAUAGAUCAUGGUAUCGUCUGCGAGGAGACGAAAUUUAGAUUUCACAUACUUGGAAAGAAUAAAAUGGGACCUUAAACGGAGCCCUGUGGGACUGCCGAUGACACUAGAACUUGAACAGACAUUGCUCAUUCAAGAACGACCCGUUGUUUCCUAUUUGAUAGAAAGCUCUUUAACCAAGUUAAGGCAACGUUCUUGAUUCCGUAGUUUGACAGUUUGUAGAGCAGUUCCUGGUGCGGCACUUUAUCAAAUGCCUUUGAGAAGUCCGUUACUAUAACAUCCGAUUGUCCACCAUUUUGCAUUUCCUUGGGCAAGUCAUCCGCCAAUGCGAUUAGCUGGGUUUCGCAUGAGUGACCUUCAAGAAAUCCGUGCUGGAGGUUGCUUAGUAUUUGGUGUUGGUCAAAUUGAUGCAUAAUGUUGGAUACCAUGAUAUGCUCCAUAGUUCUACUGCAAAUACAGGUUAAUGAAAAAGGCCUGUAGUUUUCAGUAAUCUGUUUUGAUCUUUUGUUGAAAAGUGGCGUGACAUUUGCAGACUUCCAGUCCGAUGGGACAACACCAGACUCUAAUGAGGCCUUUAAGAUUCUACAUAAGGCUGGAGCGAUAGAUGAGCUUAACUCUUUUAAGACUUGGGGGUGUAAGUUAUCAGUACCGGGAGAUUUGUGUGGAUUUAGCUUGAUUAGUAGUUUUCUGAUUCCAUUUAUCGUGAUAGCAAUAGAGGGCAUUAUUCGAAGGCUGGUUUGAUCUGCAAAUAGAUUUCUCACUGAAGCGUUAACUCCGUGCUUGAUUUAUCCCCCUGGACUCAGGAAAGAUACUCUUAAAGUGUGUGUUUAACAAUUCUGCUUUAUCUUUCGCCUCAGAUAGGACAGAGUUCCCGCAUUUGACUGUUGGGAUUGCCCUCAUAUCAGUACGGGAAUGCUUAAUAAAAGGCAAAAAGCGUUUGCCAAGUACGGAUAUUCCCCUCUAUCGCUAUCACUGAAUAUAAUGUUAACAUAAGUCCAGUAAGAUUGGCGAAUCCUCCUUUGAACUCUACGCCUAAUAUAAGGGACUUGUGAUGUUGAGUAUCUCUAGAUUUGUAAGAUUCGUUUUUCAUUUUGAAGUAUUUGUCAAGUUUUCGUAUUAGUUUCUUUGGCUCAGAGUUACUGGUAAGUGGUUCUUUUGCUUUGCAAUUUUGGAUGGAAUAGAUUUUUCAAUGCCCGAAUUAAGUAACUGAACAAAUGACUUCCAGCGUGACUCAACGUCCACACUGGCUUCGCAGUCCAUUGUCUCCUGUUCAGCAUGAACACUAUAAGAGCCUUCCAUGUGAGCUCUAAGGCCAUCCCAGUCAGCUCUUUUCAAAAGGUAGAUCUUUCUUCGUGUGUGUUUGUUGACGAUUGGGGAAAUAUUGCCUUCCACAAGAACAACAUCGCGAUCUGCUAAAUCAGGUAGAACUUUAACAUUCCGGAACAGGGAUGGAUUAUUGCAAAGGGACAAGUACAAGGUGUUGUUUGGCAGUGAUGGUUGAGUAACAAGUUGUGUGAGGCCGUUGUCGUCCAUCAUAUCUAGGAAGUGUUCAUGCAAUGUUGGAGAAUUACAAUUUUGCUUAAUAGUGUGCCAGUUGACCAGUCAAGGCCACGUUGAUUAAAGUCACCAGCUAGCCAGAGAUGGCAUUUUUCAUGACUUAUCCUGUUUAGGGAUUCAUUUAGAUGCUCUAGGCUAACUUCCUCACUGACAUUAGGACAGUAAUAUGAGCAAAUACAGUCGAACCUCUUUAAUACGGACACCGAAGGGACAGAGCGAAGUGUCCGUAUUAGAGAGGUGUACGUAUUAGAGAGGUCACUGUGAUGACAACACUUUUUGUACGGAGAUGAUCAUUGUGUGUAAAUUUCAUGACCCUAGCAUUAUUGGUUCCAGAGAUACAGAGGGGGGGUCCGAGGUGCCCCCCCUAGUCAUAGAUUGACCAAAAAAGCCCAGUCUGAAUAGGGUUAAAGCACGGCACGUAAAGCACUUUUUUGUAAAUUCUGUUCAAGAUGAUCAAACUGUAUUGCAGUUAUACGUUAGUAAGGAUAUAAUUAUCAGGCUAUAAUAAAUGGAAUAAUUUGGUGCUGGUAGACAAAAUAUACCGUGACGUAAUUUAUUCCGACAGAUUUUUGCUAUUUUGCCGCAGAUAAAAUUUGUGUUUGAUUUCCAGCUAAAGAUUUUCGUAAUACACUUAGAAAUUUAGUUUUCUGUUUUUGUUUAGGUUGCUCAUUAUCAAAAAGAGAGAUAUAUGGCUCGAUAAUUUUUCUUUUGCCAAGGUUUAAAUCUGAUAAACUGGUCUCCUUAAUAUUGACUGAUAAUUAUUUAUUUGCCUUUCUCCACGUAGCAAUGCUAUCAAGCACUAUAUCUGUUUUAUGACCUCGUGCGCAUCGAUUACCAUAGCCGAAGCCAUCGAAUAAGUUUGGGAAUAUUCUUAUUCUUGAACGGAGUCAUAUUUGUUAUUUUGUAAGCAAAAUAAAUGCUUUCAUCGGUUUUCCUUUUAAUAUACAACUUGUAUGUAGGCAGAUGUGGUGGGGAGAAUCUCAGGGAACUCCGAUACCUAGGGCUAAUGGAUCAGCAUUUAAGCAUUUUCUCAGCUUAAGUACCUGUGCUUGAUUACCCUGCGUUCACCAGACUCGUGUAGGUAGACGGAUACAAGAAAGAUAGAAGCAGUUUUAGAAAAAAAGGUAAACAGGGUAAAAGCUUCAAAGCUGUUAAAAAUAUUGAUUCCAUACUAGUAUUCUAUUUUUUAAAGGCAUUCUAUUACCCGGAACACGUUGGAUUCGCCAUUGGAAAAGCAGAUAGUCCAAAGGUUGUCUUCCUCGAAGUCCACUAUGACAACCCUCAACAUUUGGAAGGUACUGAAAACUUGGUAAUGGGUUCAUCAUAACCGUCACGAAUAUAGACACAUUCCAAUAUGACCACUUUGCCCACUAUGAUAAGCUUGAUGUUUGGUGUAGUUGGAGUAAUUACAGUAAUGGGUGUAUUUGCUGUAGCUGGUGUAGUUAGAGUAGUUCGUGUAGUAUAUGUAGUUGCUGUAGUUACUGUAGGCUGUGCAGUUACUGUAGUUGCUGUAGGUAGGUGUAGUAUAUGUAGUUGCUGUAGUUCGUGUAUUAUAUAUAGUGGGUGUAGUUGCUGUAGUAUAUGUAGUUGGUGUAGUUGCUGUAGUAUAUGUAGCUGGUGUAGUAUCUGUAGUUGUUGUAGUUGGUGUAGUCGCUGUAGUUAGUGUGGUAGGUGUAGUUAGUGUAGUUGCUGUAGUUAUUGUAGUUGGUGUAGUAUGCGUAGUUGGUGUAGUUGAUGUAGUUAGUGUAGUUGAUGUAGUAUGUGUAGUAUGUGUAGUUGGUGUAGUUAGUGUGGUUGGUGUGGUAUAUGUAGUUGGUGUAGUUGCUGUAGUAUAUGUAGUUGCUGUAGUUGGUGUCGUUACUGUAGUUAGAGUAGUUAGUGUAGUUGCUGUAGUAUAUGUAGCUGGUGUAGUAUGUGUAGUUGUUGCAGUUGGUGUAGUUGCUCUAGUUGGUGUGGUAGGUGUAGUAAGUGUACUUGCUGUAGUUGCCGUAGUUAGUGUAGUUAGUGUAGUAUGUGGAGUUGGUGUAGUUUGUGUAGUUGAUGUAGUGAGUGAAGCAAGUGUGGUUGGUGUAGUAUAUGUAGUUGAUGAAGUAUAUGUAGUUGCUGUAGUUAGUGUAGUUGAUGUAGUAUUUGUAGUUGGUGUAGCUUGUGUAGUUAGUGUGUUUGGUGUAGUAUAUGUAGUUGGUGUAGUAAGUGUAGUUGGUGUAGUAUGUGUAGUUGGUGUAGUUUGGGUAGUCGUUGUAGUUUGUGUGGUCGGUGUAGUAUAUGUAGUUGGUGUAGUAUAUGUAGUUGGUGUAGUAUAUGUAGUUGGUGUAGUUUGUGUAGUUACUGUACAUAGUGUAGUUGGUGUAGUUAGGGUAGUUACAGUAGUUUGUGUAGUUGCUGUAGUUACUGUAGUUAUCGUACUUUGAGUAGUUGCUGUAGUUAGGGUAGCAUGUGCAGUUGCUGUAGUUUGUGUAGUUAGUGUAGUUGCUGUAGUAUGUGUAGUUAGUGUCGUUAGUGUAGUUGGUGUAGUAUGUGUAGUAUGUGUAGUGGCUGUAGUUGGUGUAGUUUGUAUGGUUAGCGUAGUAAUUUUUUUGUGUAAUUAGCGUAGUAUAUGUAGUUGUUGUAGUUGGUGUAGUUUGUGUAGUUACUGUAGUUAGUGUUGUUGGUGUAGUUGCGGUACUUCGUGUAGUUGGUGUAGUAUGCGUUGUUGGAGUAGCUACUGUAGUUACUGUAGUUUGUGUAGUUGCUGUAGUUACUGUAGUUGGUGUCGUUGACGUAGUUGCUUUAGUUAGUGUAGCUGGUGUAGUAUGUGUAGUUGGUGUAGUGUAUGUAGUUGGUGUAGUUAGUGUAGUUAAUGUAGUUGUUGUAGUUGCUGUAGUUGCUGUAGUUGGUGUAGUUGCUGUAGUUAGGGCAGUUGGUUUAGUAUAGUAGAAGAAAGUUGAUGACUUGCUGUAGUAUGAUAAGUUAAUGUUUGGUGUAGUUGGUGUAGUUAGUGUAGUUGAUGUGGUUGGUCUAGUUAGUGUUGUUGGUGUUGUUACUGUAGGUGCUGUAGUUCGUGUAGUUGGUGUAGUUAGUGUAGUUACUGUAGUUAGUGUAGUUGGUGUAGUUGCAGUACUUAGUGUAGUUGGUGUAGUUGGUCUAGUUAGUGUAGUAUGCGUAGUUGGAGUAGUUACUGUAGUUUGUGUAGUUGCUGUAGUUACUGUAGUCGGUGUAGUUGACGUAGUUGCUGUAGGUAGUGUAGCUGGUGUAGUAAGUGUAGUUGGUGUAGUUGCUGUAGUUAGUGUAGCUGGUAUAGUAUAUGUGGUUGCUGUAGUUAGAGCAGUUGGUUUAGUAUAGUAGAAGAAAGUUGAUGACUUGCUGUAGUAUGAUAAGUUAAUGUUUGGUGUAGUUGGUGUAGUUAGUGUAGUUGAUGUAGUUAGUGUAGUUGCUGUAGCUGGGGUGUAUUUAGUGUAGUUGGUGUAGUAUGUGUAGUUGGUGUAGUAUGUGUAGUUGCUGUAGUUACUAAAGUUUGUGUAGUUACUGUAGUUGGUGUAGUAUAUGUAGUUGGUGUAGUUAGUGUAGUUGGUGUAGUUGCUGUAAUUGCUGUAGUUGUAGUUCCUGUAGUUGCUGUAGCUACUAUAAUUUGUUUAGUUACUAUAGUUGUGUAGUUCGUGUAGUAGCUGUAGUCUCUGCAGUUACUGUAGUUGGUGUAGUUGGUGUAGUUAGUGUAGUUAGCGUAGUUGCUGUAGUUACUGUAGUUUGGCGUAGUUGGUGUACUUUGCUUUAGUUUGUGUAGUUUGGUGUAGUUGUUGUAGUUUUUGUAGUUAUACAAGAUUUAUUCUAACAGAUAUUAACCAAUAUUAGGUAUAUCCCAACUUACGUGAACACCAAAAAAACUAUUGUGUGUGUCAUCGGCGCUUUCUCUGUUUAAUAUAUAUAUAUUUUUUAUGAUGAAGGUGCUGUUGUUUGCUUAAUGAAAUUAUGUUGCUUUGUUAACUCGCUUAUUUUGAAAUAUUACCAUAAUUGAUUUACCUUGUUAUAAAGCUUACAAAGGGUAAAGUUAUUUUUAGAUUUCUUUUGCAUUAUGUUGGGUAGAUGAUCGCAGUAAUAAACACUUCAUCGGUAUAAUACCGUAAAGUUUCGGAAAGUAACGAUUGAGCCUCCCAAAAAAGCAACCCACAGAAAGUUGCGUUAGAUUUCACAGGUGUUAGCAAAACACCACCAUUAAUUUCCUACAGCAACUACAGUAACUACACCAAACUACAUCAACCUACACCAACUACACCAAAUUACACCAAACUACACCAUCUACACCAAACUACACCUACUACACCAUAUACACCAAACUACACAUACUACACAAAAGUACACCAGCCAGCUUUCUAGACGAACGGACGGGUGAGACGUAUUUUUCUGAGCUCCCCAUUUCUUUGAGUUCUAAACGUUCUAAAACAUGUCAGGUAAAUCAAAAAAAGGCCAAAAGAAGCCGUCAAAUCAAUCUGCUAAUCAGACGGCAGCAGAACAAGCGGAAUUAUCCGAAACCGAAGAAAGUGUGUCUUUCCGGGAUGGCAACGAAGCAAUAAACAUGGCCGCCGGUCUUCAGGAUUUUGAAGUAAUUCUGACAAGACGGUUGAAGGAGCAAUCUGAGUCUAUUCACGAUAUGAUGCUUAAGUACUUCAAGCUUUACAAAGAUGAUAUAGACGAAAUUAAACGAAGCCAAGCUUUUGUUGACGCCAAAUUCGAAAAGGCUAAGAAGGCAACUGAAGAUCUAACUUCGGAGAACCGAUGAAUGAUGUAAUCAACAAACCGAGCAGAAAAGCAGCUCUGCCAAAUUCCUUUUUCUCUGAUGGAAAACUGUUAAAUGAUCCACAAGAAAUAGCUAACUGCUUUUGUAAGUUCUUCACCAACAUAGGUCCGAAUUUAGCAAGGAAAAUUCCAGACACACAAGUAUCUUUUCGUAGUUUUCUUGGCGCUUCUGUUAAUGAGUCGCUUAUCUUAAAUCCAACUAAUAUUUCGGAACUAAAUCAAAUAUGCAACUCUUUUAAAUCUGGAAAGUCGCCUGGAUAUGAUAACGUUUCAAUGGAUAUAAUAAAAAGCACCUUUGAUCUCAUUUCUCAGCCUUUGGCCAAUGUAAUCAAUUUGUCUCUUAUUAAAGGAGUAUUUCCUGAUGAACUGAAAAUUGCUAAACUGAUUCCGGUAUUUAAAGCUGGUGAUUCCCAGUAUUUCACUAACUACCGUCCAAUUUCGCUUCUUUCUAAUUUUUCUAAAUUCUUUGAAAGAGUUAUGCACAAUCGUAUUACAAAUUUUUUAGAUCGUUUAGAUAUCUUAUACUGUUGCCAAUUUGGAUUUCGUAAAAAAUAUUCUACAGCGCUGUCUUUAAUUCAUCUUAUUAAUAAAAUUGCAACUGCUAUUGACAGAAGCGAAUAUACAGUUGGCAUAUUCUUAGACUUAUCAAAAGCGUUUGAUACUUUAGACCAUCAAAUACUCUUGUCUAAGCUUGAGCAUUAUGGGAUUCAUGGGCUAGCACUUAGCUGGUUGAAAAGCUAUUUGUCAAAUCGCGUGCAGUUUGUCCAGUACAAAGAGACUUGUUCUAUUAGGCUGACUCUGAGCUGUGGAGUCCCUCAAGGUUCUAUAUUAGGACCAUUAUUGUUUGUUUUGUAUAUCAAUGACCUCCCUUGUGCUACUCGUCUUGCUGAAACUAUGCUUUUUGCAGAUGAUACUAGUGUGUUUUAUUCUAAUCCCGAUUUAAAUUGUGCUAUUUCUGCCGUAAAUAAUGAUUUAUCUCAAAUUGAUCUUUUUAUGAAAGCAAAUAAGCUCUCUGUUAACAUAACGAAAACUAAUUAUAUCAUUUUUGCAGCAAGGCAAAAACCAGUCGGCUUCCCAAUAAAUCCUGUCUUGUACGAUGAGGUUUUAUUAAAACAAGUAAAGGUAGUUAAAUUUUUAGGGGUUUUUAUCGACGAGCAUCUAACGUGGAAGCCGCAUAUUACUUAUAUAUGUAAGAAAAUUUCAAAAUCUAUUGGCGUCAUGUUUAGGUCUCGUUUCUUUCUUUCUGAAACAACAAAAAAGUCUCUUUAUUAUACCUUAAUUUAUCCUUAUUUAACAUAUUGUACCACAGUUUGGUCCUCCACUUAUGUAACAAACCUUAAUAGAAUUUUUCUUCUACAAAAGCGAGCAGUACGAAUUAUUACAAAUGCAGAUUUUCGCGCGCACUCUGAACCAUUAUUUUUCCGUUUAAAGAUUUUGGACAUAUACAACAUUAAUUCAUUCUAUACUGCACAAUUUAUGUUUUCAUAUUAUCAUCAAUUACUGCCACCGCUUUUUUCGAACCUUUUUGUUACUAGUAGCAAUAUUCAUAAUUAUAAUACUAGAAGUUCCUCGCAUUUCCGUUCUCAUGCCUGCCGAACUAACACCAAACAAUUUUCUAUUUUGUUCCAAGGCCCUAAAAUUUGGAAUUCUUUACCAAACUCAGUCACUUCGAUUUUUACAUUGCAAUCGUUUAAAACGAAAGUUUUUGAUUUUCUACUAUAUCGAUAAUGCGUCUUGUACUGUCCGUUGUUGUGUGUUGUUAUAGUUCUAUUGCUUAAUAUUAUUGUAACGAGGGGGCCUCCUCGUACAAGCCUUGUGGUUUUCUGAGGUCCCCUCGCCACAUCUUUGUAUAAUGUAAUGCUUGUGUAAUCUUUAUUGUGGGAAAAUAAUAAAUAAAUAAAUAAAUAAAUAAACUACACCGAACUACACCAAUUACAGCUAUUACAUCAACUAUAGCAACUACACUAACUACACCAACUACAGAUACUACACCAACUAAAGCUACUACAGCAACUACACAUACUACGACUACUACAUCAACUACACCAACUACAACUUAACUACACCUUCCACAGCAAUUACACCAACUACACUAACUACAGCGACUACACCAACUACACCAACUACAGCUACUACACCAACUACACCAACUACACUAAGUACACCAACUACAUUAACUACACCAACUAAAGUUGCUACACCAACUACACAAACUACACCAACUACACUAACUACAGCUACCACACCAACUACUGCAACUACACUAUUUACACCAACUACACCAACUACACUAACUACACCGGCUACACCAACUACAGCUACUACAGCAACUACGCUAACUACAGCAACUACAGCUACUAUACCAACUAAAGCAACUACACUAGGUACACCAGCUACACCAGCUACCGCAACUACGCUAACUACACUAACUACAGCAACUACAUCAACUACAGCAACUCCACUAACUACACCAGCUACGGCAACUACACUAACUACACCAACUACACAUACUACACAUACUACAGCAACUACAGCUACUACACCAACUACAGUAACGACAGCAACUACAGAAACUUCAGGAACUACACCAACCACACCCACUACAGCUACUACAACGACAGCAACUACACUAUCUACACCAACUACACCAACCACAGCAACUACACCAACUACGGCUACUACACUAACUACAGCAGCCACACUAAGUACACCAGCUACAUUAACUACACGAACUACACAUACUACACCAACUACACGAACGACACUAACUGCACAUGCUACACCAGCUACACUAACUACAGCAACUACAGCAACUACACAAACUGCCGUAACUACAGUAACCACAGCAACUACACAAACUACUGUAACUGCAGUAACUAAACAAACUACACUAACUACAGUAACUACACAAACUACACCGACUACAUAUACUACACCAACUACAGCAACUACACCAGCUACAGUUACUACACCAACUACAGCAACUACACUAACUACACCAACUAAAGCUACUAUAGCAAGUACAGCAACUACACUAACUACAUCAACUACAGCUGCUACACCAACUACAGCAACAACACCAACGACACCAACUACCCUAACUACACCAACUACAGCAACUACACUAACUACAGCAACUACAGCAACUACACCAACUAUAGCAACUACAUUAACUACAGCAACUACAGCAACUACACUAACAACACCAACUACAUCAAGUACAGCAACUACACCAACUACAGUUACUACUCCAACUACACCAACUACACCAACUACAGCUUCUACGCCAACUACACUAACUACACCAACUACAGCUACUACACCAACUACAGCAACUACACUAACUGCCCGAACUACACCAACUACGCUAACUACACCAGCUACACAUACUACACCAACUACACUAACGACACCAACUACAGCUACUACACCAACUACAGCUACUACACUAACUACACCAACUACAGCUACUACACCAACUACACCAACUAAACCAACUAUACUAACUGCUCCAACUACAGCAACUACACCAACUACAGCAACUACUCUAACUACACCAACUACACUAAUUACAGCAACUACAGCAACUACAGCAACUAGACUAAAUACACCAACUACACUAACUACACCAACUACAGCGACUACACGAACUACAGCAACUACAGCAACAACAACAGCUACAGCAACUACGCUAACUACACCAACUACACUAACUACACCAACUACAGCAAUUACAGCAACUACGGUAACCGUAGUGGGCUGAGUGGUCAUGGAAUGUCAUGUGUCUAUAUUCGUGACGGUUAUCAUGAACCCAGGCAGUACGGAAAUCUUAGCACGUAUAACACAUCUCUCGAGUGCCAAUUAGAUAUAUACUGACUCUAUUUGUCCAAAAUAGGUUAUUUUAACAUAAAACUUUUCUAAGGGCUUUCAUAACAUCGUUUUAAGUUUUACGCACAAACCGACAAGAUACCCACAGUAUUAUACUACCAUGCAGCAGUAAGUUUUUGCCCUUGACAGACGAUGUGGUCUGUCCUCUUUCUUGUGAUUUUGCUGAUUAAAUUUGCUUACUAUUCAUAAGCUAUUAAUUCACUCAUCGUCAAUUUGACUAAUGGCAGAAAUAAUAUUCGGCCCUAGAUGAUAAAUUUUCAUCCACCCAAUUUGCAUAUGGCAGGGACUGAAAUUUUUGAAGCAUUAUUUGGUAAUUUAGAACUCAUUUGGAGGGGUAAGGAGAGCUCAGUUCAGGGAACUGAGUGGGGAGGGGGGGGAAGGGAAAGUUGAACUCUUUUUCUCUUUUUUAUAUUAUAGCGUCACUUAAUAUAACUUGAAACGGCUAGGGCUGGAAUUUAUGUCUGUCCCUUAUGGAUAAAAAUAAACAAACAAACACCCAAAAAAGGAAACAAAACAAAAAGCAAAAAAUAUAUUUCAGGAACUGGUUCAAAACCAACGAUGGUAAGGGCAGCGAAGACAUUGCUAACUGUGAAUUCUUUUCCUGUUUUAAUUACUUAAUCAUUCUUUUUACUCAAAACUUGGUGGGUAGUCAAAGUAUUUAAUUAUGGCGUUUAAAGAUAUUUUCUUUUUCCCAAAGACCUUCAGUCUGAUAAAUUUUGUUUUUCUUAAGGAAUGAUUGAUAGUUCUGGGUUGCGGUUUCACUACACUAAACAGUUAAGAAAAUACGAGUCGGGAAUACUGAUGAUUGGAGCGAACGUAAACUGGGGAAUGGUGAUUCCUCCGAGGCAGAAAGACUGGGAAAUAAACGGCUUCUGUAGCUCAGAUUGCACCCAAAAGGUACUCCAUCUACCGAUAUUUGCUUUUCAAUGCAGUAAGGACCUUGCUUGUCCUACAAAUUUAUAACUAAGAAAUUGCAUUGGCUUUGUUGAUCAGGAGGCAGCUAAUUUAGAAGACUUAAAUCAGCGUUGUUAGUUGGAGUUGUUGCUGUUUUUUUUCUUAAAAUGUAUAUAGUAUUUAUAUUAUAUAUAAAUAUAUAUAUAUAUAUAUAUAUAUAUAUUUUUUUUUUACAAACAUAAAAGCAUUCUUUAGGUCAUUAUUCUGAUUAGGCCUUCAAAAACUUGCGGUCAAUUCAGUAAAACUUUUACCGUGUGAUUUAAGAGUAUAGCUAUUGCUCUGCGAUGCUCUAAAACAAUUAGUUGCCCUUUAUCUUACACUCGUAAAAUAGAAAAAAAAGUUAUUUAAUUGAGCUCGCUUUUUUUUUCUAUGCGCCAGCAGCUGGCACGUCGCCCCGUCCCUUCCCAAUUAGGGAAAGCCCUUACAAUAGAAUAUCAAUCAGAGCCAGAACAAGCAUGCAAUCAAAAGAGCAAAGUUACUGUAGCGUAAGUCUAAUAAGGUAGUAAAGAGGUGUGAGGUCACAAAAAUUCCAAUUCGUGAAAUAAUGAGAUUGGUUGGGAUAUUCUCAAAGAGGGAGAUGAAAGAUGCCCACUUGCCGAACUGGCGUGUUAGUGGAAAUUGAUAUGAGAUAUGCUCUGAUGACUCCGUACAAAUUCUUCUUAAAUUGGCUUGGAUCCAUCGCAACGUUUACGAUCCAGGUCAAAUUUAGAAGGAUCUGUAUGGAGACAUCAAAGCAUAAAGUUGCAUAUGGCCCACAAGCGUGCAUGAUUUUCGUUCUGGUAACAUGUAGCAUCAUCUUUUUUUUGAUCAGUGAUCAAACAUUAGAUCUUUUGUGUUUUCAAGUGGAUUUUUAUAGUCAGAAAAAAUCGAAAAUAUCAUAUAUAUUAUAAUAUUUUACAGCUGUUGAUAAAAGUAAUUAAUGCGUUUACUGAAAGCGGUGAAGGUUUCCCUAAUUUUCUUCCAUGUAAUAUGUAUAUAUAUAUAUAUUUUAAGGGACUGAACGAAACCACGUUACCUGAAGGAGGAAUCAACGUAUUUUCGGCGCUGUUACAUACACAUCUAGCCGGUAAGUUUUAAUAGAGGUAAGAUAGACUGCCACUUUAUAAAAGACGAGCAAAUAUACCAUUUUCAUCUCCAAAAACUUGAAGAAUACAGUGAGUACGUGAUAAAAUGAAGCCAGAAAUGCUCAGAUCAGGGGCACCCAACGACGAAUGCAUUCUAAGAGGCGCUGUAAAAUUUGUAUCUGUUCGUUGAUCCUAGGGGAACCGGAGUCUUUUCGAAAUUACAAGGGCUUCAAUAUUAUCUUCCCGAAAAUUUUAGAUGCAAUAUGAAGUAUCACGGAAGUGAGACAUUUUCUCAUUUCUCUCUCCAUCGCAUUUUUUAGUCCGAAAAGUUUAGGUUUCCUUUUUUCUACGAAAAAUAAGCUAACUUGGGAAGUGAAAUGUGAAAAUUAAAGAUCAGAAAAUCAUAGGGAAUUAAUUUGUUAGAAAAACUUCCAAAAAUGAACAUGAAUGGAAAGGUCAUCUAGAAAUUUUCAUCCGGCCUGAAGUAAUAGACAGUUCUAGGCAAUAUUUGCUUCUCCGAACAGAUAUUUUACCGAAAACAGUCGUUAGGUGCCAUUGUCAUAUCAGACAAAACGGGAGCGACAGAAGCCCUAUCUGAGUUCUAAACGUAGGGAUAAAAUUUCACGGUCUUUGGUCCACAGGUGGCCCCAGCCCACGAUUCUUAAUAUUAUUAUUGUUGUUGCGUCAUAUUAAUUGACUGAAGGAAAAAAAGACGGCAGAAUUUCUUACCUUGAUUUCAUUUGUCAGUUUAUUGUGUUGUUCUGGCAUUUGCGGCCAUUUCACAGCAAUUGUAGCAAAAGAGUUUCAGUUGUACAGUUUUUCUUUCCCCCAGUCUUAACCCCCUUCAGACCGCCGAGCAAGAGGGGCGCCUUUGGAGCCCCUCCCCCCCCGGCUAAAAAGUUGAAUAACUUCAAAACCGUCGAAGCUAGGACCACCAAACUUAGUGCCUUUUCCUAAAAUCUAUCUGGGAGCAUUUUAAAGUCAUCGUGACGUGUACGUCAGCAUUGAUGUUACCAUCAAUCAUUUUAUCAAAGUUACUGCAACUUUUAAUGAAAUCCAGGCUUCUUAGUGACCAGUUUGAGAAAAAAACAUGAGUUCAAUCAGGAGCCGAUUAUAUGACCAGAUAGCAGAUGUUGAGUUAAAUUUUAAACGGUGUAAAUUUCUCUCGGAAUUUCAUAUUUUGCUCGUUUUUUUAUUUGUCUUUUAUUUGUUUUGCUUGCUAAACAUCCUUUUAUACUCAGAUUAUUAAGUGUUCUGUUAAAAAUAACAUGAUUUAUACGGGUUUCAACUAAAAUGGAAUACAUAAAAAAUAACUAAAAAUGGCGCAUCAAAGAUGGCAGAUGCUUCCAGUUCCUUUUUGGUAAUUAAUGACGUCAUCAUGACAUCACCGUUAUUUUUAAAGACCAUUUAUGUCUUCGCCAACUUACUUAAUUUUAUCAGAGACCUUACUAUUUAAGUAUUUUUCGCUUUAUGUCUACCUUUGGAUUCUGCCAAUAAAUUGAACAAUAUGACGUCAUAAUGACGACGGAUUACGGCAUUAUGUCAAUCAAGUUAUGCCUAGAAGUUGGAAAUGAUGAGUAUAUUAUUGUGUGUAAUUUUGGUGGCCGUAGGAUGAAAGGUUUUGAAGUUAUAGUUAUGGCGGAGCUCCACGCGCCCGCGAAGCGCGCGCGUGAACGGAGCCCCAUAGCUUAGUAAAUCUACCCAUCCCAGAAAAUUUGGUAACCACGUGACCGUACACCGACCGCCGACCGACCGUCCGACCGCAAAACAGGACAACCAACGUUUACUCUCACACUUUUAAGCUAGUUUGGGAGCCCAAGAGAAAACUAAUUGCACAUCAAUGUUGUGAUCAAUUGACAGCUGUCAAAACAGGGCAUCCGCUGACCAGUAUCACCUGACCGUAGCGGGGUCUCAAGUGUCGACCCAUCGAGGUCGAGUAUUUUUUUGAAGUUAUCCGCUGACAAAUUACCAGUUUGAAAUGAUCGCAGGCUCAAGUUUAUUUUUUCCAAGGAUUCAUAUCAAAUAUGUUGUGUUUAUGUCACUAUGGCCCCGCACUAUCAGGAUUUUGAUUUCAAACUGACUUCGGACUUCAGCCAGUUUUCUUAAAAGUACAGGCGGGGAAGACCUUAUCUUACCAUGGUCACGCGUUGGUCACGCUCUACGUCCAAUUCUUAUACUCUGAUUGGUCAAAAUUUGACAGGUGAGUUCAUGCGAAAAAAUUAUGCAGCAUCUUGAAAAUUGUUUACUUUGACAGCUGAAGCUGAAGAGUUUUGUGUCAACUUGUGAUGUUUUUAACUGUCUUUUUCUUCUGGAUGUACAAAAUGAAAUACAGCUGCUAUCAAGAGUCUCCUGUUAUUCAUGGCUGGUUUGUUUAUUGGGUUUUUGGUUGAGAAACGCGUCGCUUGUCGAAAUUUGGUAAUUCGAUUUCGGAUGGCAUUGUUUUCGUUUUUCACCUUGCUUAAUGCGUAAGAGGGUUUAAAAGUCUCAAGCAACUGUGGCCUUCCUUGAUAGCUUUCAGGAACUGAAUCUCGAAUGGUAAUUUGUAUUUGUAUUUGAUGUUUGUGUUUGUUGUAUCUAAUUUCAUGAAGUCUUGCACAGUUCACGCUGACAGUUUAUGCGGCAAGUUUAUGCACGUUUGUAGCCGUAGUUUGAGUCAAUGAUCUGACCUAGUAUCAGGUUUGAACGGUUUGAUAUAAGCUUACAGAACUUUAAAAAGCCUUCAGAUAUAUUUGCUCACCACAGAUAGAAAGAAAACGUUCCGAAGAAUAUUUAGUUAUAAAUUUGGCUGUAGAAAGAAAAAUUUGAGCGAUUUUCUUGCUUCGAGGAGUUCACCUUGGAAAACAGUAAACACCCGCGCCGGGAAGCCGGCUUAUAAAGCUUCACGCCGAGACUCAGGAUUUUUAGAGACACUUUAAUACUUGUCUUCAUGAAUGAAAAUUGUUAUCUCUCUAAAUGUUUCACCGAAUUAUAUUUCUUUUUUUGAUUGUUAGUAGUCUCUCUUGCAAUUUUAAUCGCUUGCCUGUGCCAUCGGUUUUCAUCGUUCAUGAACAUCGCUUGCAGGAGUACUCAAAAAUGUCGCACGUAUCAAACGCUUUAUAAGAUUGCAGAUCGUUAUAACUGAAACCAUUAAAUAACAAAAAAAUAAUAAUAAAUUCGCUACUACGUUGAAGCUUAACUCUAUUAAAGUUCAUUCAAACACUCGACCACACUGACAGCUCGCACUAUAGAAACGAGAACCGGCUGGCCAUAUGGGUGAUUUUGGAAAUUUUUGAACGGUUUCGCUUUACGAUUGAUCGUCCUGAAUAUUGACUGAGUGCAAUUUGUCUUGAAAAAUUGUGAAAUACUGCAUUCUGUCCGAGAUCUGUAUGAUAAAUAGUACUGUUUCACCUCAAAUGUGAUGUAUAAAAAUGAUAAAAGGUUGGUUUAAACACCCCCAGAUUUGUUGGCAAGAAUUUGUAAAGUAAACCUGUCGAACGCAAAAAAAUUCGGCGUGAUUUGUUUUCCAAGAAUUUGUUUUCGAGGCCUAAUCUACUGUUAUUUUGAAUGUGAUCGAAGAUGUUUGCUAUUUUUUUGGUGUACAUAUAAGGUUAUCAAUUCGAUGUAAGAUGUUUCACUCUAAAAUAACUUAGCCUUUCCCUCAAAAGUCACAUGAAUGUGCCCUUAAGUUUUAUGAUUUGUGGAUUAAAAGUUUAUUUUUUGAUUUAAAUUAUAAAUUUAUUAAUUGGAGCUUCGCUUUUAGGCCUGGCUAAAUCUAUAUAUUACGGAUGUAAAUGGUCCAGAUUUUCCAGUGUCGCGCAUGCAGUGUUUGGCCAAUCCUGAAAUUAAAGUAGGAAAUACUCACCGAAAAUGUUAGCCCAAAUCGGAUAAAAGAACAACCAUGUUAGUCCAAAUCGGGUCGAAAACAAAACAUUUUUACUCAGCACUCGGCCACUUGGAUUAACAUCACAUCGUUAUUACAUGUUGUGGCAUCUUCCCUCGAUUCCACACUCCGGCCCAGUCCCUCUCACUCGUUCUUAGUCCUCUACACAAACUAUCAAAAAUCGACUAACACUGGCGUGAAUCAAGGAAUGGCUCCUGACUGAUAUCUGGCUUUUACCGUCAUUUUUCUCAUUUUGUUUCGCACUCCCAGGCUUUAUCCAAUUAUCCCCUCAUCAUGUUCCAUAACGCAAAAAAGCAGCCACGGUACCCCUACGAAGAAGGUUCAGGGUGGUUUUUGUACCACUGCCUGUUCUAAGGCCUUUUUUAUUAGCUGACCAUCGAGGCUGCUUCUGCGAAUAUGCCUUAAUUUCCUUUUUCAAUCAUGAAUACAAAGGUUUUUGAAUGUGUCAAAACGGCCAUUCAUGUUGGAAUUUCUUGGUUUUUUAAUUCAAGCUGACAGACGAGUUGGUGUGUUACAACAUUCCUUCAUUUCCUUAACUACUAAAAAAUAAUACAGUUAGCCAAAUACAGUCAUAAAUUUGUGAUCUCAAGUCCCGACAUGAAGUGUUGAAUCGCUGAAUACAUUGUUUGCUUCUUGGUGAUAAAUGCAUUUAUUAUUUUGAAGGGCGUAAAGCUUUUCUUCGACACGUUAGAGGCGGAGUCGAACUUCCUGAAAUUGUAAGAGAUGACAAUUACGACUUUAACUUCCAGGUAAGUAGGAUUAUUAAGCCUAAGUAAUACUAAGCCUACGAAACGAACAGAAACAGCCUGCGGCCAAAAAAACUCCCCUUUUUAGAUUGUGAAUGUACGCGUCAGACCGGGAAAAAGAGAAAGUACUGGGGUUGUUUUAUCAUUUCAUUAACUACAAAGGGUCAUUUCUUUUAACAGGAAUAUCAAGUUUUGAGUAAGGAAGUUCACAUCGCUCCGGUAAGAAACUUAUAGUGUCUGUGGUUGUCGUACAUGUUUUGUAUGUAGGUUUACUUCGCCUUUAGUGUAUUCUCGCUCCUUUUAUAGAGGCUACUCACUCUUUAAAUACUGCACGAGUUCCUAUUACACCGACCAUUUAAACAUAUUUAAAUAGUGUCUCAAGUUGAAACCCUGCCCCUUGAAAAAGCACAUUGUAUUUUUUUUUUCCUAAGCACGAAAACCCCAGAAAGGUACGGAAAAAAAUAACACUGUUCGUGUUAGCUAGGUUGCUGUCGAGCGGCAAGCUGGAUCGAUGUUGUGUCAAACUGCACCAUGGGACUUUCUUGGUCUUUUUUGUGAUCUCGAACAACAUUGCUCUUUCCACAACAAGAAAAUCAAUUGCCCUCUAUGGUGACUUGCUGAAAAAUUCGCAGUUGUUAUGGUCGCUGUUUAGUUUGUUGCAGCAUUACCUGUAUCAUUCCGAUGUUGCUUUUUGGACUGCUCUUCAUUUUUCUCUAAACGUUUACGCGUGACUUUUUAGCUGCAAUUCUCCCAUUUUCCAUUUCUGCAUAUAAUCUUACCGUAAAAACCUUAUUCUAAGACAAGUGCAACUUCUAGUACGAGAUGUUUUCAAAUUUAAGUAAUGCGCCUCUCUUGAAUCAGCCUCGGUGAGAAAGCCUGGAAGCCGUCGUCAUUGUACAACGAGUUUUGGCGAAAAUGUCGUAGUGGCAGAAACGAGUUAUCAAAUGUUAAAAGUGAGAAUAGGUGGGCAAAAGCGUAACCUUCUUCAGUAAAAAUAACUGUGCAACAGUUUCAUCAGAAAAAAGGUAGAACGAAGCUUUCCGGGUUGUCUAUGUUUUGCCUUGGAAAUCUCGUCCUCGUAGUCAUCCUCGACAGUCUCUAGUGUCUUCAACACUUCGAACGGGUUCUUAUUUGGCCUUGGUGUUUUAUUCUCUGCAACUUCUGUGUUCCGCCAAGGCUUUCUUGAUCCGUUUUUAAUUUCCAAUGAUUACAUUAGUUUAUUAAUUUUCUUCUUGACAGUUGCCACGGCUUUUUCAGUCAUAGCUUUUAUUUCGGGAGAGGAAAAAACGCAGGGCCCUGCUUCAUGCACUACCCUGUGACCUGAAAAGGAGUAGCCGUAAAAAAAAAAAAAAAAGAAAAAAUGUUGGUCGAUGAGAUACUUUAUGUACUUUCAGUACAUGUUAGGACAGUUAUCAAUCUCGGAGAAUGCAAAAGAAUGAACUAAAAUAACAGAAGAAUAUAUCUGCUUCUAUUUUUUGUCAAACAACUGGUUUUUACACUAACAAGUUUUUCUGGCCGGAUAUCUUCGAAUAUUUUGUUCAUUGAAGUUUAACGGACUAUGAUAAGCUCCACGUGUGUAACGAGGCAAUCGUCUUCUGAAAAUGACUAUAAAACUAUAACAAAGACGUUUUUAAGAGAUACUUGAUUAAAUUUGGCCUUACAAUCGAUUACAAAAUGAAGACGCAAAAUAGGAACUUUUUAAAAGUACACGACCUUGCUAAAUAGUUCAUGACGUGCGUGUUCAUGCUGCUACUUUCCUUGACAUCCCGGGCUGGGGCAUCCGUUUGAGGAUAACGGGUAAUUUGAUUAAAGCCUUCCGUUUGAGGUGGUCAGGGGUUUGUGAAAUGCAUCGAACUGUAACAAUCGGAGAGCUGAGAAGCUAGAAUAAAGUAAAGUUAUGUACAUCGUAAUGUUUCAUCAUGUUAAUAAAGUAUUUAUUUGACCAAAAGUGAUUUUUAGGGCCGUAAACCAUCUUAGAUACUCCAUGCAUGGAGUAGGGCUCCGCGUUUUGUCUUCUCCCUCCAUAUCCCGCUAUUUUCUUGAGAGUCUUUUCUGUCAAUGUCAAUCAAAUCUGUGUCAGUCCAACCUGUCAGACACUCUUUGCUAUGUAUUUUCUUGCUCAAAAGCGUCUAUCGUUCUCUGACAGAAUUCUUUGUCAUUCUGAAUCAGGGAAGUAUGGAGGCUGUUUAGAUUUUUCUCUGUUUAAUCCAAAAUUUGGCCCCUUUGAUGCAUCUUUCUUCGCCUUGAAUGGUUUAAGAGCGAGAAUCUCUUGGGAAAAAAAUGGCAUAUCGUUCAGUCCAAUCCAUGCUUGAUCAUAUCCAUUUUUUCUUGCUGCAAGAUCUAGACAAUACAUCUACAUUAAUUGGUCUUAACGGAGUUAGGAAAAGAAAUGAAGAAAACUUACAGAGAGCAAUAAAUAUUUACGGCACACUUUUCCGCCGAUCAAUGCAUAAGAAAGAAACAUGUUUUUCGCGAAUUUAUUCCUCGAAAAUAUACAGUUCACACAAACGAGUUGAAAAUGUAUUAGCUUCAUAAUAAGUCGAGAAAAUUCGGAAAUUGUGAAAGAAUCUUUCUUAAAUGAAAAUAAUUUACUCACGUCUUGGACGAAACGGCAAACACUAUUUUUUGACGUCUCAGACAACACUGGGCUAUGGUGGGAAUUCUCGUUCGAAGGCUACCGGAAGAAGGUCAAGACGCAUUAUGAACGUCCGCGCGCCGUUUCAGACAUCCCCCGUAUAAGGCCCCUUUUGGUUAAUACAAGGUUGUACUGACGAAGCUGGUUCUAAGUUAGUCCCCCCAAACAGUCCCGUAAUGCCAUUCGACAAAACACUGAACCAGUCUCAAAAUGGGCAAUUUAGUACUUUACAAUUGCUUGCAUUUUCCUCUCUUGACACUUGCCCGUUUAUUUAUUCAUUUGUUAUCUUGCAGGGCGAUGCCUUGAUCAACGUCUGCAUUUAUGAUACUAACGAUCGGUUCUUGGCGACCAUUGUAGGUUAAUGAUAAUAAAAAACACACACACGCAACAAAACAAACAAACAAACAACCAAAAGAAAGAAAAGAAGAAAAUUUUCACUGAUUAUAUGGAUGUUUGAACUAGAGGACUACACAGAUAGAAAAUGUUACUCACAAUCCCAGGGGAAAACUCGCACCCUGUAAAAACAACUGCAACACUGAAAAACACUUUUAUAAUUGCUACUGAGAGUACAGUUAACGUUCUCUAUGCGACUUUCGUUGAUAGUUGUUGUAACUAGAAGGACCUAUUAAGUUGCAAUAACUUUUCAGUUAACCUUGCAGCUUUGUCAAAGAUCGUGUAAUUUUUUUACUUCCUUAUUUAACCUGUAACAUAGAGUAUCACGUUGUCAAUCCGGCAUACUAUUACUGGUAAUCGCAAAAUGUUUGUUACUCCUAUGUGCUUUUUUAGAGUAUGAAUUAUUUACAGGUCUUAACAGAGAUUGGUCUUGGUGUAUAAUUCUCACUUUUACUAUAUUGAAGCCACCUUAAGUUGAUUCUGUUUAUACAGUUUAAUAGGUUCUUUUUGGUUCUUCUUUUCUCUCAUUUUUUUAGGGAGGGUUUUCCACUUAUGAAGAAAUGUGCUUAACGUUGGUUUUGUAUUACCCCAAAGUCGCUCUGUCAAGAUGCACUUCAAGUGAAUGGCCAGCGGUCUACAGCUGGGCUGGAAAAUAUGUCAAGUAUGCAUAA